AUGUCUGGCAUCAACGCCGGCGACGAGAAACUCAUAUUCGAGUCUUCCGAGACCGUCUCGGUAGUCUCGACUUUUGAUGACCUCGGCUUGAAGGAGGAUCUUCUCCGUGGUAUCUAUGCUUAUAACUUUGAGAAACCGUCGGCUAUCCAGCAGCGUGCCAUUCUUCCUAUAAUCCAGGGGAGAGAUGUCAUCGCUCAAGCACAGUCUGGUACGGGAAAAACUGCCACAUUCUCCAUAUCCAUCUUGCAAUCCAUCGACGUAACUGUCCGCGAGACACAAGCCCUUGUUCUCAGCCCUACCCGAGAGCUGGCUACACAGAUUCAAUCCGUCGUCCUCGCUCUCGGGGACUACAUGAAUGUCCAAUGCCACGCGUGUAUUGGUGGAACUUCUAUUGGAGAGGACAUUCGGAAGCUGGAGUAUGGUCAACACGUAGUAUCUGGUACUCCUGGCCGUGUGUUCGACAUGAUCCGUCGCCGGAGUCUGCGGACACGAAACAUCAAAAUGCUGGUUCUGGACGAAGCAGAUGAGCUGUUAAACAAAGGGUUCAAGGACCAAAUAUACGACGUCUAUCGGUAUUUACCCCCCGCGACGCAAGUAGUACUACUCAGUGCUACUCUGCCUUACGAUGUCCUCGAAAUGACGACAAAAUUUAUGACCGAUCCCAUUCGCAUCCUUGUCAAGCGUGAUGAAUUGACAUUGGAGGGUAUCAAACAAUUUUUCGUCGCUGUGGAGAAGGAGGACUGGAAAUUCGACACGCUCUGCGACUUGUACGACACUCUUACCAUUACUCAAGCUGUCAUCUUCUGCAACACACGGAGGAAGGUCGAUUGGUUGACAGAAAAAAUGCGAGCCGCUAACUUCACUGUCUCGUCGAUGCACGGUGAAAUGGUUCAGAAGGAGCGAGAUGCUAUUAUGGCGGAAUUCCGCAGUGGAACAUCACGUGUCCUUAUCACUACGGACGUCUGGGCGCGCGGAAUCGACGUUCAGCAGGUCUCACUAGUCAUUAACUAUGAUUUGCCCGCAAAUCGUGAAAACUACAUCCAUCGUAUUGGUCGAUCAGGCCGGUUUGGAAGGAAGGGUGUCGCAAUCAAUUUUGUGACGGUUGACGAUGUUCGUAUUCUUCGCGAUAUUGAACAAUUCUACAGUACACAAAUCGACGAGAUGCCUGUAAAUGCUGCUGAGUUGAUAUAG
Fibroporia radiculosa is the source of this 1191-nucleotide messenger RNA. RefSeq lists its product as uncharacterized. The transcript is spliced from 9 exons. The record is from RefSeq and is a predicted model, not a curated record. Gene Ontology annotation, cellular component: nucleolus; catalytic step 2 spliceosome. Gene Ontology annotation, molecular function: ATP binding; RNA helicase activity; mRNA binding. Bases 1 to 1191 code for a protein of 396 amino acids. NCBI's taxonomy places the organism in Eukaryota, Fungi, Basidiomycota, Agaricomycetes, Polyporales, Fibroporiaceae.